Molecule: messenger RNA, 10936 nt
Organism: Xenopus laevis (African clawed frog)
Lineage: Eukaryota; Metazoa; Chordata; Amphibia; Anura; Pipidae
Gene: tacc2.L
Product: transforming, acidic coiled-coil containing protein 2 L homeolog
Exons: 23
Coding region: 327-10454 (3375 amino acids)
Source: RefSeq, a predicted model, not a curated record
AGGUGUGCUCAGCAGGACUGCUCUUAUGACGGGUGGAUCUGAGAUAAAAAGAUGUAAUUUCACCAGCUUGUGUGGGCGGAAGGGAAAGCAAUCUUCCCACUGCCAGGUUAGGAGCGCUGUGUCUCAUAAACUGCCACCGGGAAUCCUCACCGACUCAGGUGGGAUCAUCUUCAUUAAGAGCAACAGGAUCCGGCUUUUCUCUCCUGGGACAAGACCUUCCAAGUCUCUGCAGUACAUCGCACGCCUUAGGGAAUAGGAUGGAAACAGUCUGACGACAGUUUAAGUGGAAGGUUUUUGGCGCGUACAUUGCGGCUUUUCUGUGCAUCAUGGGAAACGACAACAGUCGACAAGCUGAAAAUGAGCAAGAAGCCAAAGCUGUUUCCAGCGGGGUGUCCCAGCUACAGCCAUGUGAGCCCAAACUAGAGGAGCCGCUGUCUGCUAUAGGAUCUGCCCCUGCUCUUGUUUCCCAUCCGUUACAUGAUAGCAAGGAGUCUGCCACGAGCAAAGAAUGUGGAGGCAAAGUAGAAGAAAUAUUUUCCUCCUUAAUUACCGAGGACCUGAGUGUGCCUUCUGCUGCUCCCAGUGGAGAGGUCCCGUUGCCGUAUGGCUGGGAGGAAGGACAGCUGCUUCCUGUGGUUCCGCUCGCUGAUCUUUAUAUAGCAGGCCUGGGAGACAAGGGAUCAACCAGUAGCCCACACCCUGGAACCAUUAGUGAAGAAUCAAUGGAAAAUCCAAACUUAGAAGAAGAAAUCGGACUUAUUGGAAUUCUGAGAGAAUGGGGAAAGGAUGUGCUCCCUGAAAAGCUCCCCUUAAAGUCAGAUAAUGAAUAUGAGGACUCCACUUUGUUGUCAGAGGAUGAAACAGAAGAGCCAGUUGGUGGAGGGGGCCUACAUUUACCAAGCACAUCAGAAGCAUCUCCAACCUUCCAGAGCACUAUAGACAUGAAAACAGAAGCCAGCGAAUGCCUUACAAAUAAUGACAAGGAAAAUAAGAUUGCACUCCUUAAAGAAGACACAAGUGUCUCAGAAACACCCCAUCAUAUACAAGAAUUUCCAUUAUUAUCCAACAGGGAGGAAUCUCUAUUACAGCUAGAGGGUUUGUUGGGAAGCUCUGACAAAACUGUCCAAGCCGCAGUAGAUUCUAGAGAUUGUGUUACUUCUCAGGACAUACAACAAGGUUUGCCGAAAUUUUCUGUCAGUGAGUCUUUGACUACAGAUGGUGUGAAUACCCAGACAAGCAAAGUGGAAGGCUUAAUCCAGCCUUAUAUAGCAGAUGGCAGCUCAGAGAAGAAUAAAGAUAUAGACAAAAUGCCAAUUCAGGAAGGAUCCUUAACAGACAGAUAUGAGGGAUGCGAAGAAACCCUAGCAAUUCCAGAAUGUGUGCCCUCUGUCACAUUGCUACAGCAUAUGGGAAGUCCAGACACAGUUAGCCAUAAGCCAAUUACAUCAUCAGCUGAUGCACAGUCUGGGCAGCAGGCUAUAGAGAAGGAGAGACUUAUACUGGGACAGAUGGCUGAAUAUACUGGUUAUCAAAAUGUUAUUGAAACACAAGCCAAGGAAUCAGAUACCAUAGAUGUUCUCAGUACGGGGAAGAUUGUCUCUAAAGACAUGAAACUGAGACUGGGAGACAAGUCUGACAACAUCGAUUCAGAGUCCACAAGUCAAAAAAUCAAUUAUGAUACCAAUUUGAAUGAUAUAAACUCUGCAUUUGAUUUAAAGGAUGAAUGUCUUUCUAAAUUAGAUAUAGCAAAAGGCAACGUUGACAAUAAGGUUCUUCCUGAAGAGGCCACCUUACAUGAUGUAUAUGCUCCAAACCUUGAAGGAGACAGUAUGAUCUUCACUCUUACAGCACCCAGUCAAUUUGUUCUCGAUACAACUUCAGUGCCUCAUGUUUCCACAAUGGGUGUUGAGGAUAAGCUUAUAGACAAUGAUCAUAAUAAGAUCAAGGAAGAGCAAAGCAAUCUAGAUAAGACAAACAUAUCUUGUGCAGAUGAAACACUAAGAAGUAAAGAUUUCCAGUCUGAAGAGCCCAUGUCCAGUAGAGAGAAGGAGCAGUACAAUGAAGGGUCAAGGAAAGAAGCAGACACAGAGGAAGAAGGUACUGGAGCUACUAGAAAGCUUUACAUUGGUAAUAAUAAGCAAACAUCAAAGAGUAUACAGCAGAAAACUGCAGAGAAUGAUACAGAGGCUGUUAAGUUAUUUGUGGCUGUAAGUGACCCAUUAUUGAAAGAGGCACUACCCUUUAUUUCAAUGUCUGAAGAGCUCCCAGAAGAAAAAGGACAUGAGAUGGUUAUUGUACCCAAUGACUCUAUGGAAUUUUUAGAAUGUUAUGGAGAAUCUAUGUUUGAGGAAAACAUAUCCAAAGUCCAAAACACAGAUACCACCAUUAAUGUUGGAUUACCAGUUUCAAUUCUGUGCAAUGUGGAUAGUCUAAACCUCAAGCCACAUGGUGCAACAAAGGAGUCAGCUAUAGUUCAGCCAACCCAAAAUUCUCUCCUUGCAACUACAGAAGCUGAAGCCUCACAGUCCUUAAAAGAAGAAGAAAAUUCCAGCACAAUCCUGGGAAACAUAACUAUUAAGCAUAAGGAGGGGCCCCUAACUGCAUUAAGUCAGCAAGGGAAAGCUUCCUUAGAGGAAACACCCAACCCAGCUUCUGACAGUCUUUUGUGCUCUGUCAAACUUUCACAAGAUCCCGAACUGCUGGAGGACCCCUUAAAUAGUAUUACUGAUUUUCAGCUAGCAGUUGGUAAAGCACCCAAAAAUAUCAAUGAAGCUGGUUCUAAUAUAACUAAAAGUACAGGAAAUGUGGAAAAGGAGCCUAUAACGCACAUGGAAGCAUUCAGCUUGUCAUCUGCAAAUGCCAUUGCAACUGAUAUGGAACAUGUUGUAAAAGCAAUCCAGAGCAAUGACACUUCAAAAGAGCUUUGCACACAAGAAAUAACCAGACCUGUCUCGUCACUUAUUGUGUCUUCUGUUAAUUCUAGAAUGGAAGAGCUGCUCCCUGAGGCAUCUAUUGACAAUGCAGCUCAUAAAGGAACUGGAAAUAGCUCUGAAGCAAUGUGCAUUGACCAGGAAGUUUAUUCAGAAACAGAGACCAUCUCAUCAUUUAGCUCUUCUGAACCCGAACUGAAGCCACCUCCAAAACCUGAAUUAACAAACCAGACCUUACAAAACAUCUCUGGUUUAGAGUAUUCUGUUGUUAAUACUGAGCAACUAAGCAGCCCUACAUCUGAGAGUCUUCUUGUGGGUGACAGCAGGACAUGUGAAAACUUAGCAGCUGCACAAGAUGACCACAAAAGAAAGUUAUCUAGUACAGAUUAUUCUGCAGGUGCUCCCAAAACAAUAUUUACAGAUGAGCUAGAAGAACUGCCAUUUGUAGACUCCAGGACUAGUCCCAUAUCUGAAACUAUGCUAGGUCCAUAUAAUAAUGUCCUUGUACAAUCUCCUUCUGGCAGAGAUAUUCAACAGUUAUUCCUGGACAGUUGCCCAAGACUUCUAAACCAACAGGAUCCAUGCCCGGAUAUAAAACCGAUAAAAACUGCUACUGAAUAUCCCCCUGUGACUCCUGAAACAGUGACUAAAGAUCCACCACUGUUUGAAGGUCCUAGUAUGAGUGAGGUCAAACAGUCUCACAAAAUAAAAAAUACACGUAGUUCUCCAGUAGUAGAGGAAUCACAGGUUCCAAAAACAACACCAGCAUUAAGCAGUAGAACAGCAGAACCUGGAUCUCUGGAAGACAACCUGCUGAGAAUAGAUUGCGACAAGGCUGAUGAAGUAGAACAAGAUGGUGUCAAUAUUCAGAGUCUCUUUAAUGUUACAGAAUCAGAAAUUAAGGAAGAUUUGUAUUUCCCAUCAACAACAGAAAAUAAUGAUAAUGAAAAUAAGAAACAUAUUGAUGGCCACAACAUUCAGUUUGUAGAUAAUACAGCAGAAGAUCUGUUGCAUGAUGGGAACCAAAGCUUGGAUACUGUACAAACCAAGGAAUUUCCAAACUGUGUUUUUCCAGAUGUAGCACAAAAACAUAGUGCACAGGCUUUAAAGUUGGAGGAAACACUGGUCACUGAGCACCCUGCAGGGAAACAUCCUGAGACUGUUUGCAAAGAAAAUCUUGAAUUUAACCCUGAUUUUAAUAAGACAACAGGAGAUUGUUUUCAGGAGCUUUCCAAUUUGAAAAAUGACACUUUCACUACCAAAGAAGACAAAGAGAUUUUAGUAGGACACGAUAAUAUCACCGAUACCUUACCUGAUUCUGGAAUAGACGUAUCCCCACAAAGUGUACCCAACGAGCGGAGCAAGGAAACUGGAAGCCAAGUUCCUUCUAUCCAACAAGUUCCUCAGCAGAUGCUGGCAUCCAUGGAAAGCCUGGGAGAUAAGGGAUUUAUUUUCCAAAUCUCAGAUUUUGCUUGUGUAGAGGUGGGAGAUUCCUCCAUGAAACAACAUACAGAAGUUAAAGAAACAGAGCAGAGCAAAGUAAAAGGUGUUGUCUCCAACAAUACAGAAACGACAGGAAAUGUAGAUCUAUCUGCUAAUAGCAUUACUGAUGAUCACCCAGGUGAAGAAGAAAUGCAAGUCAAUACUCUCAUAUUAGAUGGACCACUCCAAUCCAAUAAGAUGGAAGAAGAGCUAACUCUGCCAGUGGCUAAAAUGAUUUCUGUAGAAGCAGUUCCUGACUUAUAUUUUGCCCCAGAAGAUACAGAUGUUCUAGCUGAUACGCCAUGCUCCUCUCCGAAAGAAACAGAAACAGAAAUACUAUUUGACAUGACAUACCCUAAUUUUAAAGAGACAGAAAUACUAUUUGAUAUACCAUGUCUUGCUCCUACAAAGUUGGAAUGUUCAUCUGGCGAACCUUGUCCCACUACUACCGAGACAGAAAGAUCCUCUUGUGAUGUUGUUACUCUACCAGGGCAACCUUUGAUUCAAGGGCAGGAUUCAAGCCUUUUGGAGUCAAAUGGCGCAAAUAUAUUGGAUGAAAAAGUAAGUAGUACUUUAGAAAUUUCACAUCAAAAAACAGAAAUGGUUUCUGUAGAUAUACAUACUGGUAUAUAUGAUGUUGUGGAGCAAAUACAACUUUUCAGCGAGGACAGGCAACCAGGCUCCCUAGAUCUUGAUACUCAAGAGACACAAGAACCAGUUUCUGAAGACCCUGUGACUAAAAAAGAGAAACCUCUAUCUCCAUUGCCUAGCAGUGAACUAAAAAUAUCAUCUGCAUUGGAGUUUGCAAAUAAAGACACAGAGCUUCCUUUGAUCCAGGAUGCCUCUGAGAAAAAAAGACUGGCUUCCGUGGAACCUUCUGGUCAUGUAGAGGAACAGACUUGUAGAGAGUCUGCCAACGAAGAUAAGGAAUUCACUAAUAACGAUGCUGUUACAAAAGAUAAGAAGCAUACUUUAGACUCUGCAACUGAUGAGGAAGAGCACACUUCAACCAUGCCGGUUACUAAACAGAUGGAGCUCGCUUUGGCAGAUCAUGCCAAUAAAGGGAAUGAACCAAUUUUGUUAAAGUAUGUUGUUAAAGACAAGCCAUGCACAUCUGUAAAGCAUGGCACUAAAAAGGCAAAGAUUAAGGAUGCCUCUCAAAAGCCUGAAACGACUAUAGAUUGUUACAAACAUGAGGACAAACAGACAUCUAAAGAAACUGCUAUUAUAGAUCAGAACCUCUCUUUUAUAGAGUCUUCUACAAAUGAGAAGGACGUCACUGUGCCAGUCGCUAAAGAGACAAAGAUCACUUUGAUAGAGCAUGGUGCUCAACAUACAGUGGAUCUCAUGAAAACGAAAAAAAUAAGUCCAACUGCUGCUAAAAAUCUUGAACCCACCUUGGAAGAGCAUGUACAUAAAAAGAAGGUAGUGACUUCUGUAGAUCCUGCUGUGAAAGAGAUGGAAUUGAUUUCUGUGCAUGAUGUUUCUACAGAAAUGGUCUAUACCUUGGAAAAGCAUGUAGUUGAAGAGAAGGCACUUGCUUCUGAAGAUUUUGCUACAAAAGAGAAAGAAUGCAGAGUCUCUGUAAAGACUAUCACAAAUGAUAUGGAUUCCACCUUAAUAGCGUAUGCACCUGAAGAGACAGCAAUCACAUUUGUAGAUAAAGCCCAGAAAGAAAACACUGUUUUCACUAAAGAAAUGGAACCAACCGUGGAAGAAAUUACACCUAGAGAGAAGGACACCAAGGACAAGGAUCACAUUUCUAUAGAGACUUUCACUAAAGAGGAAGAGUCCAGUUUAAUGGAGAAGAUCACAAAAGAGAUUUGUAUAGCUUCUUCUACAAAUGAGAAGGACAUCACUGUGCCAGUCACUAAAGAGAUGGAGAUCACUUUGAUAGAACAUGGUGCUCAACAUACAGAACCCACUGCAGUUGAUCUCAUAAAAAAGAAAAUAAUAAGUCCAGCCUUUGCUAAAGAUCUUGACUCCAAUUUGGAAGAGCAUGUACCUAAAAAGAAGGUAGUGACUGCUGUAGAUCCUGCUGUGAAAGAGAUGGAAUUGACUUCUGUGCAUGAUAUCACUACAGAAAUGGACUGUACCUUUGAAGAGCAUGUAGCUGAAGAGAAGGCACUUGCUUCUGUAGAUCUUGCUACAAAAGAGAGAGAAUGUACAUUUGUAGACACUGUCACUAAUGAUAUGAAUUCCACCUUAAUUGCCACUGCACCUGAAGAGACUGCAAUCUCAUCUGUAGAUAGUGUCCAGAAAGAGAUUACUGUUGUCACUAAAAAAAUGAAACCAACCGUGGAAGAAAUUAUAUCUAGAGAGAAGGACACCAAGGACAAGGAACACAUUUCUAUAGAGACUUUCACAAAAGACAAAGAAUCCAGUUUUAUGGAGAACAUCCCAAAAGAGAUGAAACCGACUUCUAUAGAUAAGUACAAAAAUGAGGAGUUACAGGUAUCUAAAGAAGCCAUUGCCAAAGAUAAAACAUUGUCUUUUACAUAUUCUGGCACAAAGGAAAUUGAAGCCACUUCUACAGGCCAUAAAACAAUGGAGUUUACACUCAUGGAUCAUGACAGUAAUGAGAAGCAACUGUCUGAGAAGGGACACACUUAUUCAGAGCCUUUGGCUAAGGAGAUCAAACCCACCCUUGUAGAACCUGUGUUUAUAGAUCAGGGACACUCCUCAAUUGACAAUGUCUCUAAACAGAAGAAAGCAGCUUCCAAGAAGAGCAAACCAAUUUCAACAGAGUGUGCUACAAAAGAGAAGGAACUCGAUUUAAUGGUGCUUAGUCCUUCCUCUCUUUUAAAGUCCACACCUGACAGUCAAGUUCCCAGUUCAGGACAUCUGAAUCCAAGUCCAAUACAUGAUUACACUGAUGCAGCUUCUACUAAUACAGUCAUCAGAAGUCCAACCUUUCCCGUGCCUGACUCGUACAGUUUUACCCAGAAGUUACGCAGUGUUCUACAUUCUGACAAGACAUUCACCAGGAAAAGUGCAACACCUACCUCCCCGGAACCUCUCAUUCUUCCCUCAAGUCCCAGGCUGGUCGCUGAAGGAACCCAUACUCUAAGGAGCUCUGAUUCUGAAGAAGCAUUCGAAACCCCAGAAUCUACCACUCCUGUGAAAUCAGCCCCCCCAGUGUCUUUUCCAGCCCUGUCUGAAGUGCAGGAGCAGCAGCCUCCGCCGGUGCAGCAAGUAGAGGACGAGAUUACGCAGCCUUCGCUGCCACUGGAGGAUACAGAUUCAGUAUUUGCCGCAGACAACAUCUCAGUUGCAGAUGAGCCAGGUGUGAUUGAAGAAGUGAACCAGUCUCCUUUUCGAGCCCCUUCUCGCUCGUUUUCUGCAGUUUUUGAUGAGGACAAGCCUAUAGCUAGCAGCGGGGCUUAUAACUUGGACAUUGAAGCCGUUGAAGUGGAUGAUAUUUCCACUUCUUCAGACAUACCUGUACGAUCCCGCCGCAAGUCUACAGAUUCAGUGCCAGUCGGGAGAACCCUCUCACGUUCGCUCAGUUUACAGGCUGCGGACUUCCAGAGCGAAGAAGGAUUCGGGAACCAAGGGGGAUCAGACAGUGCUUGCAAUUCUCUACGCAGAACCAAGAAAGUUCGUCCUGGAUCCCUUAAGAAGAAAACAUCAAGCACUAAAAAGCAGAUAGAGCCUGCAGGGUCUAAGGAUACUAAGGAGGAGGUGACAGGUGAUUCUCAAGAGACAGACUUGGACAUAAAAGUGCAGAGACUGUCAAGUGACAGCCCAACUCCCCCCAUAUCAAACCCAGACUUGGAACUUGUGGAGCCACAGCAAAUCUCCGUCCUGCCAUCCUCAGAUAUUCCUUCUGUCAGUGACCAAGAAUGCAGUGUUGGAGGGGUUUCUGUAAGUGAUUUGUGCGCUCCAGAAGAAACUGUCACAGCUUCUCCAUCAAUAGAUAGUCACCAGGGACCUGAGGUCCCCAGCUCUGAAACGGAAGGUCCAGAAGCAAUUGGAAUUAUUGGCCAAUCAGUGAGGCUGGAGUUCGACUAUUCAGAGGAGGCACGUGAGGGGCAGCCUCCCACCAGAAAGGGCAAAAAACCCUCAGGCAAAAUGCCACUACGCAAACCCAAGCCAAAGAAGGCAGUUGAAAAACCAGAUGCACCGCCUGGAUCUCCCACCCCCAUUUCUAUGGAGCCUGAUGACAUCCCUAUUGGGAAAGGCACAUACACAUACAAUAUGGAUAAAUGGGAUGAUCCUAACUUUGACCCCUUUUCCUCAAGUGGUAAAAUACAAGACUCCUCCUCAGCUAUUCAGGAUGCUCCAGAACCAACCAAAACAGUCACCCACAGAUCUGAAUCCCCUGCGAAAACACCAGCAUCCUUUGAGAUACCCUCUGGUGGUGCUGAACAAAACACCGGAGAAAGCAAUAAACCAGCUAAGAAGAAAAAGACGCCAUUAAAAACUGACACAUUUAGGGUGAAGAAGUCGCCAAAGCGCUCCCCGGUCAAUGAAAAUGGCACAGAGGAGCUCACCCUACCUCCCAAAUCAGAUAUACCCCCAGUGAUAGCCUCUGAGGAUCACGCUACUGAUGAGGAGAAACUGGCUUCGUCUGUGGGUCAGAAAUGGUCCUGCAUGGCAGUGGAUUUGGAGCCGGAGAAGAAAGAUUACCCAGAACCCUCGGAUCUCUCCAACUUCGUGAAUGAGAAUCAGUUCCACACCUCAACGGCAGAUGAUACUGAAUUUGGAAACUCUUAUAAUAUUGAAUACAUGGAGAAGACUGGAACUUGCUCCCCGCUCCAAGAUGUGCCCCAAACCCAGUCCCUGUACCUGAUGUUCGAGGGCUCUCAGGAAAGCCCAGGGAACACUCCUUCCAAGUUCUCAGAGACAAGCAUUCCAGGAACAGGAUCUACUUUUGAUGGGCUGGAGCCCCCUCUCUGCACAAGGACUCCCCCCAUCAUGCAGGAUUCUAUACGGCAGCCCCUGGAGAGGCCCCGGCAGAGAGAUGAGGAAACCGGAGGACUGGGAUGCGGAAAGAUGGAGUUGGGCUCUCCUGAAGAUGCGUAUGUAGCUGCUGAGACCCUGUUGUCUCGGAUUUCCCAGCAAGCAGCUCUCUGUGAUCAGCUGAGCUAUCUGGAACCCGACCUUGCUGAAAAGAACCCCCAGGCGUUUGCACAGAAAUUACAGGAGGAGCUAGAGUUUGCAGCCAUGCGAAUUGAGGCUCUGACAUUAGCCAAACACAUAUCCCAGGCCUCUUUGAGCUCUCGGCAUCCUGAGCUCCUGCUUUGGGAACCUUCAGAGCUGGUUUGUCGGGAUAGUAACGGUGUCUCACUCUCAUCUCGCUUGCAGUGUGAGGGAAUUGACCCUACGGAUGUCGGCCUUUCUCACAACUCUCUCUACUCCCACACUGUGGCCAUGGAGACUGGGAGCAGUGCCCUCUUGCAUCCUUACCAGCAGUCCGACGUCGACACUGCUCUCCAGAUUGCCAGGGAAGAGAUCGCCGCCAAGGAGAGGGAGGUGUCUGAUUGGAAGAAGAAGUAUGAAGAGAGCCACUGUGAGGUGGUGGAGAUGAGGAAGAUUGUUGCAGAGUAUGAGAAAACAAUAGCACAAAUGAUUGGCAGCCCAGAGGAUGAGCAGAGGGAGAAGUCGGUGUCACAUCACACAGUGCAGCAGUUAAUCCUAGAGAAAGAACAGGCUCUGUCAGACCUAAACUCAGUGGAGAAGUCGCUGGCAGAUCUCUUCCGCAGAUAUGAGAAGAUGAAGGAGGUUCUAGAGGGAUUCAGAAAGAAUGAGGAGGUGCUGAAGAAAUGUGCGCAGGAAUACUUGGCCCGGGUAAAGAAAGAAGAACAGAGGUACCACGCUCUUAAAAUCCACGCAGAGGAGAAGCUGGACAGGGCCAAUUCAGAUAUAGCCCAGGUGCGCAUUAAAUCUCAGCAGGAGCAAGCAGCCUACCAGGCCAGCCUGAGGAAGGAGCAACUCCGAGUGGAUGCUUUGGAAAGGACCCUGGAGCAAAAGAAUAAAGAGAUUGAAGAACUUACCAAGAUUUGCGAUGAACUCAUUGCCAAGAUGGGGAAGAGUUAGCCACCCCCUGACUGACUGGGGAUGCUUGUUUUUCAAGCUGAGUGCAAUGUGAGGAAUACAAGUUGGGGGGACUCUCAUUGUUUCUAUGUUCCUUUUCCCAUCUAGAAUGUAGAGGGGAGGCACCUGCAGCUCAGCGAGGCACAGGAAGCGUGUAACGCAUAAUUCUUCCCUGCAUGUCCUUCCUGUAUCAGGGAGGCGCAAUCCUUGGCUGUGUAUCUCUUGCUGUCUUGUCUGAUUUUAUAUGGACUUUUUAAUUUUCCCUGACCUGCAUCGAGUCAAAGGGCUUUGAGCUCACGAUGUGUCCUGCUGAGUGAAGACCCCACUACCGUGUCUCAAACUGUCCCCUAAAGGGUGACAAUAAUAACAUGCUGAGGCCUUGUUGUUGAAGCAUUGGUGGCUUUUAUCUUUUCCAGUAAGAACCAAGACCAUCAACUAUAGGCAUGAGUUGUGUGAUGUAAAUAAAUUAUACUAUUCAAACCCUU